Molecule: messenger RNA, 2491 nt
Organism: Parasteatoda tepidariorum (common house spider)
Lineage: Eukaryota; Metazoa; Arthropoda; Arachnida; Araneae; Theridiidae
Product: ras-related protein Rab-30
Molecular function (GO): GTP binding; GTPase activity
Source: RefSeq, a predicted model, not a curated record
UCAGCUAUUUUUUCGAGUGACUGUAAGUGAGUGGGUACUUUUAACAGACAGACAAAACAGAGUUAGAAUCAAACCUUUUCAACUAUCGAAUCUAGUAUUUCCUAUUAAAACUAACAGGUACUUUUCAAAUUUUACGAAUCAUACUGGGUUGAAGUUUUGGAAUGAGCAUGCAACUCACUUCUUGACAACACCAGUAAAAAGAGAUUCGCUCAUCAUGCGAUUGGUGACUCAAACGAAAGAAAAAGAUAAACAAAUUAGAAUGAGUUUGAUCUGGUUUAGGUGGACUCCGGUAUGGAAACUCGUUAGUAUUGUGCGCUCAAGAGUGUGAAAAAUAAAAUUUUAUGCUAAAAUAUGUAGACUCGUGUAAUUCUCAAAAAUGGCAAAAAACGCAGUUCAUAAUUUUAAAAUUAUCCUCCUAGGAGAGCCAGGCGUUGGGAAAACUUCUAUGACUCAUAUCUAUACCAAUCCGACGUCUAAAUCUAAUCAUUUUGAGGCUAACCUUACUUCAAAAGAACUCACCGUUAAAGGAAAAAGAGUGAAACUCUGUAUCUGGGAAACAUCAAGUCAACGGUGGUUCAAGCAUGUCGCCACCAACUAUUACGAUGGCGUCCUCUUGGUCUACGACACCACAUGCCUGCUGACUUUCAACGCUCUUUCUGGUUGGCUGGCACAAUUAAAGCGAAAAAAUGAUGAGGCUGUCACCCUCGUAGUUGGAAAUAAGGUGGACCACCCAGACAGUAUUGCUGUAUCACGUGACAUAGCCCAGAGAUUCACAAGAGACAAGGAUUUAGAAUUCAUGGAAUCUAGUGGGAAAAAUGGUGACAGUGUUGUAAGAAUUUUUGAACACCUUACUUUAAGAAUUCUUCAAGCCAAAAAUUUGAUUCCUAAUGAUGAAAGUGAGACUUUAACGUCAUCCCUACUUGUAGUUGAUGAUCAAAGUGAUGAACAUAUCGCAGGAAAACUCCAACAGCCUGACACUCCAUCUAUACUUACAGUUCAUGACCAACGAGACGAAGAACUUUCCGCGGAACAACUUUACAGUAGAGACUCCUUCACCGACACUAGUCAUGUGACAGAUGAGACCUUGCAAAAAUCUCAGCUUACCAAUUGUACGGUAAACGACAAUGUGAGCGCUCGUCAGGCAUCUGUUGUUAAUAGUGACGAUGAAGAAUUAGAACUAUCAUUCGUUUGGGUUUCUUUUUUACCUCCUAUUGUGAAACUCCCGUCUGAUAUAACACCACUGAAAGUUGGAAGACGUAGAACUAGUGCAGACAGUGUCCUGUCCUUGAUGACUGAAUCUAAACAAAAUACUUUGAUGAUUAGCUCUUGAGAAAUGAAAGUUAGUGCAAAAACGGGGUUAGAUAGCAUUUUAAAAGCUACAGGGAUUAUGUCGAACAUCCAAAAGCCAUCCACUCAUGUGAUUUGCAAACAAGAAAGAUUUAUUCUGUAGUUAAUUUAACUGUGUUCUAGUCAAAAAUAAUUCAAGCACGUUUUAUCCUUACUCGUUUUACCAGAUAUUUUUUAAAUAGACAUUUUUUUUAAAUUACGCUCUUAAAAAAAGAAAGAAAAGAGUAAUUGUCAAUCAAAUAGAAAAACGACUUGAGUGUUUCAGAUUUUAAGUGUUCCACUUUGACACAAGUUGAGGUUGAUUGAGGACAAAUAGUCAUAAUUAGAUUGAUCUCAAGAUUUGACUAUUUGCGAUGCUAGAAAUGCAAAGCUAAAUGUUGAUUUACCUUUGCCGUUUGAGAAAAAGGAAUCCCUUUUAAUAUAACGUUUCAUAGAAUAGAUAUUUUCUAAUUUUACAUAUUCGUCAGGACUUAUAAGCUGUUCUUGUAAUAAACACACAAGCAUAUGCAUGUGUAACAAUAAAUAAAUACGUGAUUCGACGGAAUUCAUAUUGAGAAAGACAUUCUUUUAGAAGGAUGAUGACCUUAAAUUCUUAGAAACUACUACAGCAACAUACUUGCAGAACACUGAAAUCUCUCCCAUUUUCACCUUAAAACUUCCACUGAAUGUAUGUAGCUAAUAUCCCAGAUAGCAAACUAAGGUUUAUUUUCACUUGUUAAAAACCUUUUCAUGUAAACCUGAAAAGGGUUUUUUAUUCCGUUUACGUGUAAAUCUUCGAAAUUUGAAGCAAGAUCUGUGUCAUUCUGCUCUGUUCUACGCACAUUACCCUAAGCCAAAACCUAGGGAAACAACCUUCGAUGUAACAACCUCAAAUAAAAUUUGUCUUGGGAUUUUCAAGCAUAAGAAAAAUCCUUGAACAGAGUUUGUCUGGUUUGAUUUAUGUAAUUGUAAGGUUUCUUCUUACAACGUUUUGUAAACUCAACUAAUAUUCAUCUUGUCAUGAAAUUUUUGUUAACAAUUGAAUUUGCUCCUAUUGCUAAUGUGACGUUACAUUUGUACUAUUACCAAUUUUAUAUCUUGCUUUCUUUGCCAUUCUGUCUGUGGAAAAAUUAGUUUUUUUAAUAAAGUUUCUUUACAAACCGUU